This is a messenger RNA of Fonsecaea nubica, 1401 nucleotides long. RefSeq lists its product as hypothetical. NCBI's taxonomy places the organism in Eukaryota, Fungi, Ascomycota, Eurotiomycetes, Chaetothyriales, Herpotrichiellaceae. The record is from RefSeq and is a predicted model, not a curated record. The transcript has a single exon. Gene Ontology annotation, molecular function: protein binding. Gene Ontology annotation, cellular component: U5 snRNP. The coding region runs from base 1 to 1401 and encodes 466 amino acids.
AUGGCCUAUAACACGCCUGGCUCCAAACGGGCAGCCGAAGACUAUGUCCGCACCACCUCGCACUCCAACGACGGUUUCUACGGCCAGCCUACCAAAAAGCCGCGCUUCGACGUGCGCAACCCCUCGGCCCUCGCCCCCGAUGCACUAGAGGACGAUGCGAUUUUGGAAGCAGAUGUCAUCGGCGCACGUGGUCAGCAGGUGAAGCGCGGCGCAGUAAACAUCGACGGCUACGACUCGGACUCAGACAAUGACAAUUUUGAUGCUCGCGCCGAUAGAAAAGCUAAAGCGAACGCAAAGGCGGAGAAGGACAAGUCCAAGGAGGAAGAUGAAAAUGAUAUGUUUGCCGAUUUGGAGGAGGACUUCAAAGAUGGGGACGAUUCAGAAGGCGACAUCGGGCGAAGAGGCGGCAAGAAAAAAGCGGUUCGGUUCAUUGACGAGGACGAGAUAGAAGGCCAAAUUCAAAGUUCAAAAAGUGGUGGUCACGUCUCUGCUGAUUUCUCACUCAAUGGGCGGGGCAAGGGCAAAGCCAAAGACGAGGACGAUGAAGUUGAGAGCAGCAGUGAGAGCGAAGUGGACGAUAAAACUCGAGCAAGCACCGGCGAGCUCGAUCCCGAACUUGGAGCUGGGAGCAAGAAGUCACAUGCGCCCAAGUUGGAUGCUUUCAAUAUGCGUGCAGAGCAGGAGGAGGGCCGCUUCGACGAUCAGGGAAACUAUGUUCGCAAAGCUGCUGAUCCCGAUGCCAUUCACGAUAUUUGGCUCGAAGGCAUGUCGAAGAAGGAGAUGAAGCGAGCAAGGGAGGCUGCCGACAAACGAGAAGAAGAGCGGAGAAAACGUGACUUGGAGGAGGAUGCGAAGUCAACAGGCGACGUUUUGGCCGAGCUCAUUCCGCUGCUGGAACGUGGCGAAACGGUCCUCGAAGCCCUCGCUCGCCUCGGAAAGGGCAAAGACAAGAAACCAAAAUGGCAACCAAAGAACAAGCACAAGAAACAGAAUAGCGAGUCAGACGGGCAUCCUGCAGAGGACCAGGCUGCAGAGCAGGCUCGAAAGGCAAAGGUCGAAAAGAUCAGUGGUGCAGCGGCCAUCUUAUUAGGCAGGGGCCAAGCAGAAGUUUACGACACAGAAAGAGAAUUGCUCGUUCGACAAUAUCGACGAGAAACUGGUAAUGAGUGGAGCGAUCCCCCGCAGCCCAACGAUACAGAUACUCAAGCUGAUGCUGAAGACUCCACGCCGCACCUGUGGGAGUAUAGGUGGACCGAUGCCAGGGAUGGUGGGGCAAUAAAUGGGCCCUUCGAUGGCCAUACCAUGAAACAAUGGAGUGAUGCUGGCUACUUCGGCGAAGGAGUCGAAUUCCGUAGGCAAGACGGUGAUGGCGACUGGACCAGAGUGGCCGACUUUGCAUGA